Molecule: messenger RNA, 1281 nt
Organism: Macrosiphum euphorbiae (potato aphid)
Lineage: Eukaryota; Metazoa; Arthropoda; Insecta; Hemiptera; Aphididae
Source: the annotation of a GenBank genome assembly
AUGCUUUCGAAGUACAAGCCAUGGAUCAACCCUCAUUUAGUUGAAAAAGUAAUAUUACAAAAUACAGAUUCCGCUAUUAAAAUGUUGACACAAAUAAGAUAUCGAUCUGAUGAUUACCAAUAUAUUCAGAACAGUAUUAUACCUACAAUGCAUUUUCAACGAUCUUUACCAAGACUUCCAGUUCCAGAAUUAAAAUCAACUUGUCAACGUUACCUUAAAGCACAACUACCUUUACUUUCCGAAAAUGAUUAUUUAAGAACUAAAGAUGUUGUAGAAAACUUUGUACAAAAUGAUGGACCUUUAUUACAAGAAAUGUUAAAAAAAAAAAAUAACUUAAACAAAGACACCAGUUAUAUUACUAAAGAUUGGUUUAAUAUGUAUUUGUCCGAAAGAACCCCAUUACCAAUUAAUUACAAUCCAUUAUUGGUGUUUAAACAACUCGAUAAUGCAUAUAAUAACCAAUUACUAAGAUCUACUAAUUUGUUGAUAUCAUCACUAAGAUUUUACAAGUCAUUAAAUGCAAAUAUAUUAGAACCAGAAAUUUUUCAUAUCAGUCCAAAGAAAAGUGAUACAAUCCAAUUUAGAAAAUUAAUGAAGUAUCUUCCAGAAUCAAUUAGUUGGUAUGGAGCCUACAUGUAUAAUGCUUAUCCUUUAGAUAUGUCUCAGUAUACUUCUUUAUUUAAUAAUACUCGAAUUCCAAUGACUAAUCAAGAUGUCUUACACAAUAAUACAUCUGGAAAACAUAUUGUUGUUAUGAGGCGAGGACAUUUUUAUAAAUUUGAUGUUCUGGAUGAUCAAGGUAAUAUAUUAGAACCUCAGUUGUUAUUAUCCAAAAUUCAAUAUAUUUUGAAUGAUGACAUUGCUCCAUCUAAUCAUCCAAUCGGGAUUUUAACAACCACUGAACGUAAUAAUUGGGCUGAUUUAAGAAAUCAUCUUAUCAAGUUAGGAAAUGAAGAGUCUUUGCGUAUAAUAGAUGAUAGUCUAAUUAUGAUUGCUCUUGAUGAUGAAAAACCGGGUUCAGAUCCAAUAUCUUGUGUUAAGCAAUUUCUACAUUCUGACGGAAUCAACAGGUGGUUUGACAAGUCAUUUACAUUAAUAGUAUGUGCUGAUGGAACAUCAGGAUUAAAUUUUGAGCAUUCAUGGGGCGAUGGAGUUGCUGUGUUGAGAUAUUUUCAAGAUAUUUCUAAGGAUACUACAGACUUUCCAAGAUGUCAUCCAGAAAAUUUAAAUCAAGUAUUGGUAUCACCAGAUACAUUAGGUGUGAAGAAAUUAGGUAAAUAA